Aspergillus melleus is the source of this 1623-nucleotide messenger RNA. RefSeq names its product snoRNA-binding rRNA-processing protein UTP15 (gene utp15). The transcript has a single exon. Gene Ontology annotation, molecular function: protein binding. Gene Ontology annotation, cellular component: nucleolus. Bases 1 to 1623 code for a protein of 540 amino acids. NCBI's taxonomy places the organism in Eukaryota, Fungi, Ascomycota, Eurotiomycetes, Eurotiales, Aspergillaceae. The record is from RefSeq and is a predicted model, not a curated record. Gene Ontology annotation, biological process: positive regulation of transcription by RNA polymerase I; rRNA processing.
AUGGCUGCCCCCGUCCUCCCUCUGCAGCAGGUCAAGCUGCCUGCGCUGCCCUCCACCAAAUUGACCCCGGAGCAGCAAUACUGGAAGACCUUCAAGAACCCGCUUCUGAUCCCCUCUCCGGCCAAUGGCCCUGUCAAUCUCAUCACGCAGCCCUCCGUGCCCUCGUCCGCCUCGGCCUUCCCCUCCCUGACCCAGCCUCCGGAUGUUUUCACCGUCACCACCGGCGCCCGAGUCCAGAUCUACUCCAUCCGCACUCGCAAACUGCUGCGCACCAUCACCCGCUUCGACGACACCGUCCGCGGCACCGAUGUCCGACCUGACGGCCGCGUGCUCGUCACCGGUGACGACACCGGCACAGUGCAGGUGUUCGACGUGAACUCGCGAUCCAUCCUUAAGACGUGGAAGGAACACAAGCAGCCCGUGUGGGUGGCCAAGUUCUCCCCGAGCGACGCUACCUCGCUGCUCAGCGCCAGCGACGACCGGACCGUGAGGUUGUGGGACCUGCCGAGCGAGAGCAGCGUCAAGACCUUCGUCGGACACAGCGACUACGUGCGCAGCGGUGCCUUCAUGCCGGGUUCCCUGGCCUCCUCGGGCCUGGUGGUCUCGGGUAGUUAUGAUCGCACUGUCCGUCUGUGGGAUCCUCGCGUAGAGGGUCGCUCGGCUAUGACGUUCAAGAUGGGCGCUCCUAUCGAGAGCGUGCUGCCGAUGCCGACGGGCACGACGGUGCUGGCGUCGGCGGAUAACAAGAUCGCGGUGCUGGAUAUCGUGGCGGGUAAGCCUUUGCACAUGAUCCAGAGCCACCAGAAGACUGUCACGGCGCUGUCCUUGGCGUCGAACGGCGAGCGACUGCUCAGUGGUGCGUUGGACGGUCACAUGAAGGUGUUCGAAACGUCGGGGUGGAAUGUCGUCUCCGGGUCCAAGUACCCGUCGCCGAUUCUGUCGCUGCGCGCCAUUACCUCCGGGCCGGCGUUGGAGGACAAGCACAUUGCCGUGGGUAUGCAGUCCGGUCUGUUGUCGAUCAAGACACGUCUGUCGGGACAGCAGAAGGUCCGCGAGCGCGAGAGGAGGAAGGAAAUGCAGGCUUUGCUGGAAGGCAAGCUGGAGGAGCAUGAUAAGAAGGUUGCCAAGCAAAAGCGCGGAGCCGGUUGGGAGAAGCGACUGCGCGGUCGGGAUUUCAUCGGCGAGGGCGUCGACAUUGUGAUCGAGGGACAGGAUCGCAAGAAGCGGAAGAAGGAACAGAGCUGGGAACACGACCUGCGCAAGGCCCGGUAUGCCGCCGCCCUGGACCAUGUGCUGACCGGACACGACAAGACGGCGCAGCUCACUCUGCUGACGGCGCUGCGACACCGGUCGGCGUUGCGAGCGGCGCUGCGGGGCCGCGACGAGGAGACGCUGCAGCCGGUGCUGCAGUGGGUGCACAAGAACAUUCGUGAGCCGCGACUGGUGAAGACGUGCGUCGAGGUGGGCAUGAACGUGCUGGACAUCUACUCGGGCAACCUGGGACAGUCGGCGCAGAUCGACAAGAUGGUGGAGCGAUUACACCGACGGGUGCGCGACGAGGUGGAGAUGGCGCACCAGGCGACGCAGACGCAGGGGAUGCUGGAUAUGCUCCGGGCAUCUUGA